Messenger RNA from Jaculus jaculus (lesser Egyptian jerboa), 2764 nucleotides. RefSeq names its product plakophilin 3 (gene Pkp3). The record is from RefSeq and is a predicted model, not a curated record. Gene Ontology annotation, biological process: cell-cell adhesion; cell-cell junction assembly. Bases 115 to 2511 code for a protein of 798 amino acids. The transcript has 13 exons. Gene Ontology annotation, cellular component: plasma membrane; nucleus; adherens junction. NCBI's taxonomy places the organism in Eukaryota, Metazoa, Chordata, Mammalia, Rodentia, Dipodidae. Gene Ontology annotation, molecular function: cadherin binding.
UUCAAGGCCGGCUCUAAGCGCACCGGCCAGGAAAGGACUUUGGGAAAGGGGCCUUAAGGGACUAGACGAGGAAGAAGCCUAGGCCAGGUGGGCCGGCCAGGCGCCCCUGCCACCAUGCAGGACGGUAACUUCCUCCUGUCGGCCCUACAGCCUGAGACUGGUGUGUGCUCCCUGGCUCUGCCCUCGGACCUGCAGCUGGAUCGCCGAAGCGCCGAGGGACCGGAGGCUGAUCGGUUGCGGGCGGCUCGAGUUCAAGAACAAGUCCGAGCCCGCCUCCUGCAGCUGGGCCAGCAGCCAAGGCACAAUGGGGCAGCAGAGUCCGAAGGCGCCACGGAGACCAUCAGAGGUACAUCCAGGGGUCAGUACCAUACUCUUCAGACUGGCUUCAGCUCUCGAUCUCAAGGCCUGAAUGGGGAUAAGACCUCGACCUUCCGACCUGUGGCCAAGCCAGCCUACAAUCCAGCCUCCUGGUCCUCCCGCUCUGCUGUGGACCUGAGCUGCAGUCGAAGGCUGAGCUCCACCCACAAUGGAGGCAGUGCCUUUGGGGCUGUGGUGGGGUAUGGGGGUGCCCAGCCUACCCCACCCAUGUCCAACCGACCAGUGUCCUUCCAUGAGCGUGGUGGGGUGGCCAGCCGGGCUGACUAUGACACGCUGUCCCUGCGCUCACUGAGGCUGGGACCUGGGGGCCUGGACGACCGCUACAGCGUAGUGUCAGAGCAGCUGGAGCCUGCAGCCCCUUCCACCUAUAGAUCCUUUGCUUACGAACGCCAGGCCAGCUCCAGCUCCAGCCGGGCAGGGGUCCUGGACUGGCCAGAGACCACUGAGGGCCCCCCUAGCCGAACUAUCCGUGCACCUGCCAUGAGGACCCUACAGCGGUUUCAGAGCAGCCACCGGAGCCGUGGGGGCCCUGGGUCAGUAUCAGGGACUGGCCUGGAGCCCGUGGCCCGAGCCCCAUCUGUACGUAGCCUCAGUCUCAGCCUGGCAGAUUCAGGCCACCUACCUGAUGUGCGAGGGCUAGACAGCUAUGCAGGCCACCGCACUCUGCAGAGGCUCAGCAGCGGCUUUGAUGACAUAGACCUGCCCUCAGCAGUCAAGUACCUCAUGGCCUCAGACCCCAACCUUCAGGUGCUAGGAGCAGCCUACAUCCAACACAGGUGCUACAGCGACGCGGCAGCCAAGAAACAGGCUCGCAGCCUUCAGGCGGUACCCAGGCUGGUGAAGCUCUUCAACCAUGCCAACCAGGAGGUGCAGCGCCACGCCACAGGUGCCAUGCGCAACCUCAUCUAUGAUAACGCAGACAACAAGCUGGCUCUGGUGGAAGAGAAUGGGAUCUUCGAGCUGUUGCGGACACUACGGGAACAGGAUGACGAACUGCGCAAGAACGUCACAGGGAUCCUAUGGAAUCUGUCCUCCAGUGAUCACUUGAAGGACCGCCUGGCCCGCGACACACUGGAGCAGCUCACAGACCUGGUGCUGAGCCCCCUAUCAGGGGCAGGGGGACCUCCCCUUCUCCAGCAGAAUGCCUCUGAGGCGGAGAUCUUCUACAACGUUACUGGCUUUCUCAGGAACCUCAGCUCAGCCUCCCAGGCCACUCGCCAGAAGAUGCGCGAGUGCCAUGGGCUAGUGGAUGCUCUGGUCACCUACAUCAACCAUGCCCUGGACGUGGGCAAGUGCGAGGACAAGAGCGUGGAAAACGCCGUGUGUGUGUUAAGGAACUUGUCCUACCGCCUGUACGACGAGAUGCCGCCAUCCGCGCUACAGCGGCUUGAGGGCCGGGGCCGCAGGGACCUGACCGGGGCACCGCCUGGGGAAGUGGUGGGCUGUUUCACACCGCAGAGCCGAAGGCUGCGUGAGUUGCCUCUGACAGCCGACGCACUCACCUUUGCGGAGGUAUCCAAGGACCCCAAGGGUCUCGAGUGGCUGUGGAGCCCCCAGAUUGUGGGGCUCUACAACCGGCUGCUGCAGCGCUGUGAGCUGAACCGGCACACUACAGAGGCAGCCGCCGGCGCUCUGCAGAACAUCACCGCGGGCGACCGCAGGUGGGCAGGGGUGCUAAGCCGCCUGGCCCUGGAGCAGGAGCGCAUCCUGAACCCCCUGCUAGACCGUGUUCGCACUGCUGACCACAACCAGCUGCGCUCGCUGACUGGCCUCAUCCGAAACCUGUCACGCAAUGCUAGGAACAAGGAUGAGAUGUCCACCAAAGUGGUGAGCCACCUGAUCGAGAAGCUCCCUGGCAGCGUGGGUGAGAAGUGUCCCCCGGCUGAGGUGUUGGUCAACAUCAUAGCUGUGCUCAACAACUUGGUGGUGGCCAGUCCCAUUGCCGCUCGGGACCUGCUCUACUUUGAUGGGCUCCGAAAGCUGAUCUUCAUCAAAAAGAAGAGAGACGGUCCUGACAGUGAGAAGUCCUCCCGAGCAGCCUCCAGCCUCUUGGCAAACCUCUGGCAGUACAGCAAGCUUCACCGUGACUUCCGGGCGAAGGGCUAUCGGAAGGAGGAUUUCCUGGGCCCGUAGGCGAGGCCUCCUGGAGAAGGUGGAAUGGUUCGGCUUCUGAGAGAUAGGCUCAGCUCCGGCUGCUCGACAGCCCAUGGAGGAGCAGAUGGCCAUGAGACCUCUCCCCAGAGCCCUCUGUGCACUGCUGAAGAAGCCAGGGCCCGUGGGAGGGGACAGGGGCUUGCGGCUGGGGAUUGGCUUCUGCAGGGCAGGGGAUGGGGCAGGGUUUGAGCUGCUCUGGUGCAUGGGGUGGUGACCCAGUCACAAUGGCAAA